GCCGAUGGAAGACCAUGAUGUAAAGGAGAGUGAUGAUGGUGAACAUGAGGGAGAGAAUCUACCCCCUGGUUCUUAUGUAGUAUUGCAAUUGGAAAAGGAGGAGAUUUUAGCACCACAUACUCAUUUCUGCUUGAUCUGCGGGAAGGGCUUCAAGAGAGAUGCGAACCUAAGGAUGCACAUGAGGGGCCAUGGAGACGAGUACAAGACUGCCGCAGCUCUUGCCAAGCCCACGAAGGAUUCUGGUUCAGAUCAUGCACCAGUUACAAGGUACUCAUGCCCAUUUGUGGGUUGCAAGCGGAACAAAGAGCACAAGAAGUUCCAACCUCUCAAGACAAUCUUGUGUGUGAAGAAUCACUACAAGCGAAGCCAUUGUGACAAGAGCUACACCUGCAGCCGUUGCAACACUAAAAAGUUUUCUGUGAUUGCUGACUUGAAGACUUAUGAGAAGCAUUGUGGUCGUGACAAGUGGCUCUGUUCUUGCGGAACAACCUUCUCUAGGAAGGACAAGCUUUUCGGGCAUGUUGCACUUUUCCAGGGCCACACACCUGCGCUCCCCAUGGAUGACGUCAAGGUAUCAGAAGCAUCAGAGCAACAGCAGGACAGCGAGCCUAUGAAUGAAAUUUCGAGGAGCAUGGGGUGCUUCACUUGCAGCUCGUCUGAUGGCAUUUCAAACCUUGACAUGAAAAUGGCUGAUGAUGCACGCGGCUAUUACUCGCCACUGAGCUUUGAUCCUUGCUUUGGCGCACUGGAUGACUUUACUCGCCCUGGAUUCGACAUCUCUGAGGAUCCCUUCUCCUUUCUGCCUUCGGGAUGCAGUUAUGUACAGCAGAAUGGAGACAACUGAUGGAGGUCACCGUUGAUAAUGACGACAAGGGCACUGGCAGCCUUUAUGUAUGGCGUACGCAUGAUGCUAGUCUGGUUCUUGCUAUAUUCAAGAGUCAUUUUAGGUUAUGCCUUCUUUUUUCUUAAGUGUACUUCAUUUGGUGGUCAUCAAUAAUGAGCACUUUUAGCAUUUCGUACGGACCGAGAUAGCCCCAAUUUUCAGUAUAUACAUGCAAGAUUUACUGUGUCA
Molecule: messenger RNA, 1072 nt
Organism: Panicum virgatum (switchgrass)
Lineage: Eukaryota; Viridiplantae; Streptophyta; Magnoliopsida; Poales; Poaceae
Product: zinc finger protein STOP1 homolog
Exons: 1
Coding region: 5-844 (279 amino acids)
Biological process (GO): response to acidic pH; response to aluminum ion
Source: RefSeq, a predicted model, not a curated record